GCCUGGAUCUUCUCAGCAGACCAUCUCCUCUACAGAGACCGCAAACGGCGAGACAUCUUGUGUACAUCAUGCAAAAAUUACCUCCGCACGUGAAACAUCAAAAUGGCCGCAUUAACUUUGCCAGAUCAAACACAGAGGAGUUUAACCUACCUGAGACGGAGUAUUUUGAAGGCGUCAUGGCUAGAGCACCAACAACACAAGCUCUCUCAGUAGUCAGUGUUGAUAUGCUUGUGACGGACAACAAGAAAGCGCACAACACCAGUCGGUACCAGAACAACAGCCUCAUAGUGCGCAGGAAUAAAGAAUUCUUCAUCAUCAUCAAGUUUGACCGACCCUUCAAUAACCAGCAGGACAAUGUUCAGAUAGAGUUCACGAUUGGAAGUUCGCCUGAUGAAAACAGGGGCACCUACAUGAUCGUGUCCAUCGGAAAAGAGAAACGUGACGGGCGCUGGAACAGCCGCAUGAUUGGCACGCAAAACAAUGAAGCAACAGUGGGCAUAACACCUGACUCCAGCUGCAUCAUUGGUCGCUUUUGCACAUUUGUAACAGUAGUGAGUGAAUUGGGAAAACAGCGCACUCCGAGGAACCCCAACACUGAUUUCUAUGUGCUGUUCAAUGCUUGGGACCCGGCGGAUGUGGUGUAUAUGCCCAAUGAGAGCGAAAGACAGGAGUAUGUGAUGAAUGAUGUGGGGGUCAUCUACAAUGGAGAAUUUAACAACGUAACCUCCCGCUCAUGGAACUACGGCCAGUUUGAAGAGGGCAUUCUUGAUGCCUGUCUCUUGGUUCUGGAUGCUGGGAAAGUACCUCUGAUGUACCGUGGGAACGCCACUGAAGUAGUUCGGCAGGCAUCAGCCCUGAUGAACUCCCAAGACGAUGAUGGUGUCCUGGUUGGCAACUGGAGUGGAGACUACUCCAUUGGCACCGCACCCACUGCCUGGACAGGAAGUAUUGAAAUCCUGCGUAAAUAUGCCAAAGGCGGUUGUGUGCCUGUUUGCUUUGCUCAGUGUUGGGUGUUUGCAGGUACACUGAACUCUUUUCUGCGGUGUCUUGGGAUUCCUACACGAGUCAUCACCAAUUACUGCUCUGCUCACGACAACUCGGGAAACCUGAAGACUGACAUUGUGCUGGACGAAGCCGGGAAGGUGGACAGAAGCCGCACAAGAGAUUCAGUCUGGAACUACCACAGCUGGAAUGAGGUGUACAUGAAGAGGCCUGAUCUGCCUGAUAAAUACUCUGGCUGGCAGGUGGUUGACUGCACCCCUCAGGAGACCAGUGAUGGUCUUUAUCGAUGUGGCCCAACGUCUGUCAAUGCCAUCAAGGAGGGACAGCUCAGCUAUCCAUUUGAUGCAAGGUUUGUCUUUGCAGAGCUGAACAGUGAUGUGGUUUACUAUCGGUCUGAUAAGUACGGAAACAAAAAGAUUGUCAGUGUGGACACUACAUAUGUUGGAAAGCUCAUUGUCACCAAAAAGGUGAACAGUGGCGCCUAUGAAGACAUCACUUCUAACUACAAAUACCCAGAAGGCAGUGACAAGGACAAGCAGACCAUGAAGAUGGCAGAGAGUUGUGGCACUCCUGCCAGGGGUUACCAACCACUCCCAGAAACAGGUGUGAGCAUCGAGCUCCAGGCCAACACCAUCAGAAUGGGUGAAAACUUUAAGCUGACGCUGAACAUUAAGAACCAGACCAGCCAAACGUACAACAUCUCUGCCACCAUCACUGGCUGUGUGGUGUACUACACCGGCAUCACCAGCUCAAUCUUCAAAGUUGACGACAAAGUUGCAUCCGUGGAUCCCUGGAAAACUAUGCAAGUGAUGAUUGAUGUCAGAGCUUUGGAGUACAUGUCCUACCUGGUGGAACAGUCCAACCUGCUGUUUGUGGUGCAUGGACGCAUUCAAGAGACCGGCAUGGCCCUCACGACAAUGAGAGUUAUCACCCUCCAACCUCCUGAUCUCACAAUUAAGGUGACUGGAUCACUCCUGGUUGGCAAGGCUUUCAUGGUUAUGGUUUCGUUCCGAAAUCCCUUUACCUUCAUCCUGACAAACAUUCAGUUCCGCCUAGAAAGCCCUGGUCUGAUGCCAACCAAAAUGAAAACAUACGAUCAGAUCGCCCCUGGUGGCUCGCUGCAAUAUACAGACAUGAUCACCCCUCAGUCUCCUGGGAAGAAGGUGCUGAUAGCGUGUCUGGACUGCCCUACAGUGAGGCAGGUCACCAAUCAGCUGGAAAUCUUCGUGCAGUAACGGAUUGCCGAGCGGAGAGAAAAAGGGCUCACGUAACCAUUUCAUUGAAUUGCUUUGCUUUCAUCACGAGCAUUAUCGAAAUAAAAGCUAGCUUUUUUCCUUUACACUCACGCCUUCCAACAGUUUCCAACUCACGCUCGCGCCUUCCAACUUCCUUGACUGUACAAAAAACACAAUCAAACAUUUAGUAGCCUACCGAUACAGCACGCACGGUCUGAUACUUUCCGAUUAAAUAAUGCAGUUAUCAGGAAAAGUUGUAAAUUGGAAAUGGGAGGAAGAGUGAAACAUAUCAGAAAUGUUUUCAGGUAUGCGUUUGAAGGAUAAUGUUUCUGCGGGUGUGCAAAAUGUUCAAUGCACACACAAAAUAUGACCUACAUAAACCAGAAACAGCGACGUGAAAAGUAUUCUUGCACCAACAGAAGCCUGAGUGCAUGCCAAACUUAGCUGUGAAGUAACAGAGCCGUAUUAAAAUUUAGUACGAUUUUGUCUAAAUUCCUGUUUUGGUUUGGUGCCUUAAUUAACACAACUAUUAAUCUGACUGUAUUAAUCAGAAUCUAUUGCAUAUUUUCUCUGCUAAAAUGCCACCGACUGUGUUUUACUAACAUAAACAAUAAACCUUCAGCAUGAAA
This is a messenger RNA of Puntigrus tetrazona (Sumatra barb), 2866 nucleotides long. RefSeq names its product coagulation factor XIII A chain-like. Gene Ontology annotation, biological process: blood coagulation, fibrin clot formation; peptide cross-linking. The transcript has 15 exons. The coding region runs from base 69 to 2237 and encodes 722 amino acids. Lineage: Eukaryota; Metazoa; Chordata; Actinopteri; Cypriniformes; Cyprinidae. The record is from RefSeq and is a predicted model, not a curated record. Gene Ontology annotation, molecular function: protein-glutamine gamma-glutamyltransferase activity.